CAAUGUUUAUUUCCGGGUUGGAAUAGUCACAAUUAGGUUACAUCAAAACAACAACAGUGAACAAAAGAUUAAACGAUAUGAGUCGUAUUUAUGAUAAUCAACCAUUGUCAAAUUUGCCAUUAGUAAAUAUCAACGUGAGUGAAGAAUGGAAUAGCAGAAAACACGAAAGUGGUAAUGGUGUGUUGUUUGAGGGAUGUAUUCAAAAACGAGCACAUUUCCAGAUUUGUGAUUGUAAAAAAACAAAGGUUCAGUAUUACAUAUUUUAUAUGAAGAUUGCACGAGCACAUAAACGUAAAUUUGACAACAAUGGGACUGAAGUAGAACCCAACUUUAGUGAGACAAAAAAAGUUAAUACAGGAUAUUUGAAUUCCUCAUAUAAAGUGGAAGCUAGAGGAGAGACUGAUUUACUUGACAUCUCACAGACACUCAAUAUAAUAAAUAAACCAGAGCUCACCAAACACACAGACAAAUAUGGAUCACCUGAUUUAGCUGCAGUUUGGCUACAUGAAGAAAAGAUCGGAGGUUUGGAAUUCGAAUGUGGUGAUCAAGUGAGAGUAAAAACAAAAGGAGAUGGCCCUUUUGUGUUCAGUAUAUCUAAGUUAGAUAAUGUCUCAUCUUCCGUCUCUAACUAUGCCGGCGGGGAAUCUGUCGGAGCAUCAUGGACAGACAAAAUAAUGGAUCUGAAAUCAAAUGUACCAACUAGCAAGGAGAACGAGGGGGUUGAUGAAGAUGAAUGGGAUGACUGAUGUGGUGUACAAUAUGUGGAAGUUCAUGGGAAUAAGAUCUGAGUGGAUCUUUGGUUAAAUAAAACAAGAUGUAACACAGUGUGGCAAUGUGUAGAUAGUGGUUUAUAUGACUAUAUGAAAACCGAAAAAUAUUAAUAUGUUGAAUUAUAUUAUUUAAUUUACAAAUGUAGAUUCUAUAUAUACAUAUGUGUUCAAUUUUACAAGACUGCAUGGCUAUACAAAGUGUUUUAUUUACUGGUAGUACCCAUUAAUAAAAUUAUAUAACAAUUGUUCACUAGAGUUCUUUUUGUAGUAUGUGUUAUGCUAUUAAAAACAAAUGUGUAAACUGAUUAAAAUUUCUACAUGGUGUCAUGGAAAUGUGUAUGUUCAAGAAAUUACAUUUAUGCAAUAUA
Messenger RNA from Ruditapes philippinarum (Manila clam), 1138 nucleotides. RefSeq names its product arpin-like. The transcript has 6 exons. Bases 78 to 746 code for a protein of 222 amino acids. The record is from RefSeq and is a predicted model, not a curated record. Gene Ontology annotation, biological process: negative regulation of actin nucleation. NCBI's taxonomy places the organism in Eukaryota, Metazoa, Mollusca, Bivalvia, Venerida, Veneridae.